This is a messenger RNA of Marmota monax (woodchuck), 1221 nucleotides long. RefSeq names its product sperm motility kinase X-like. Gene Ontology annotation, cellular component: cytoplasm. The transcript has a single exon. Gene Ontology annotation, molecular function: protein serine/threonine kinase activity; tau-protein kinase activity; ATP binding. Gene Ontology annotation, biological process: protein phosphorylation; microtubule cytoskeleton organization; intracellular signal transduction. Lineage: Eukaryota; Metazoa; Chordata; Mammalia; Rodentia; Sciuridae. Bases 1 to 1221 code for a protein of 406 amino acids. The record is from RefSeq and is a predicted model, not a curated record.
AUGGACAACAUAUACCUCGUCAUGGAGCGUGCACAUGGAGGAGAGCUCCUGAGUCACAUCCCCCUGACUUGUGGCAUAAGGGAGGUGAAGGUCCACAGGCUGUUCAGAGAGAUGGUGUGCGUUGUGCAGUAUUGCAACCAGAAGGGCAUGGUGCACCUCGACUUGAAACCUGAGAACUUUGUGGUGGAUUCCAGGGUGCGCCACCCCAAGCUCAUCGACUUUGGCCUGAGCACCAGCUUCAUGCCUGGGCAGAAGCUGGAUGGGUUCAGGGGCACUCUGCCAUACUGUGCCCCUGAAAUCAUCCAGGGGAAGGAAUUCGAGGGUAUCCCAGCAGAUGUCUGGAGCCUGGGAGUCACUCUUUAUUUUAUGUUGACAGGGAAAAAGCCAUUCAGGGAGCUCACCAAUAAGGGGUUGGAGCAUCAGAUCUUGAGGGCAAGGUACAACAUCUCCCCGUGUCUGAGGGAGCGGCGCAGCCUCAUCCAGCAAAUUCUAAUGGAGGACCCCACGGAGAGGCCCACCCUAGAGCAGGUAAUGGGGCAACCGUGGCUGAGCCAGGGCAAGGACUCCUCACCCAGCCCUCCCAGCCCUCUCAGCCAGCCACUCCCCAAGCGGCCCAACCCCAACAUCAUGACCUUGAUGCUCGACAUGGGUUACAACCCGUACAAAGCCUGGUUUUCCCUGGAAAAUCGUCAAUUCGAUGGGGCCAUGGCUACCUACCUCCUCCUCCAGCACAAGAGAAUCCAGGGGCCGGCCAGUGUGCUCUGGGCCAAGGCUGUGCAUAAUGGGAUGGCUGGGCAUCACCAGGUCCCUGGGGCGGAUCCUUCUAGCAUCUGCCCCAACAAGUGCCCCAGUGAGCCUGCCCUUGCCUUGCCCUGUGAGCAGCCGCCGCCUGACAAAGCCACGCCCUCCGCGCAGAAGGGCACCGCAUGUGCCAGCAUGCCUGUCUGUCCUCUCCACCUUCUUCACGUGAAGACACCCCCUUCCAAGCCAGUCUCCCAACGGGACCCUCUGGCCUCCCAGGGUGGCUCCACAGGGCAGCCCGGUGAGAGAAGCAGGGGCUGGAGGGGGGUCACCAGGCGGAUGGCCACCUGCCUGCAACUGUGCUUCUGGGGGUCCACCUUCCGCAACAGAGUGGUUCCGAGGGGUGUGGGCCACAGACCCCACAGGUUCCACAACAGAGUUGCUCCGAUGGUCGAUGGACAGAGGCCACAAACCCCAUAG